This is a messenger RNA of Callithrix jacchus (white-tufted-ear marmoset), 2321 nucleotides long. The record is from RefSeq and is a predicted model, not a curated record. Lineage: Eukaryota; Metazoa; Chordata; Mammalia; Primates; Cebidae.
UCCGCCACUUUAAACAACAACAACAACCAGCACAAAAAAAAAGAAAGAAAGAAAAAGAAAAAAAUGGAAAAAAAAAAACUACUUUCCACCUCCAGGCUCCACGUGCAUCUCCCCCCAGUCCUCCCCUCUCUUCCUCUCCCCCCAGGGUCGGGGCCCAGCUCUGGGUUGGGUGGGGGCCGCGGGCCGGCGCGCGGGUGGAGGGAGCUCCGGCGGCGCCCGCACCCUUUGGGUUUAUUUGCAUAAGUCAAAUGGGGGCGGGGGCGACUGCGAGGAGGCGAGAUCGCCUCCCCCUAGGCCCCUUCACGCCUCUUUCAGCGCUCUCCACGAUCGCCUGGGGGAGAGAAAUCAAUAAGCCCAGGCCGCACGGCGCAACUUUCGAUGCCCGGCGUUGGCGUCCGGUGGCCGCCCAGGAGUGGGGCCGAACCCGAAAGUUUGCAAGAGGAAGAGAGCGCGCGGCGAACGAGCGGGCCGGGGGCAGCGGCAAGCGGCUCCGGGGACCAUGGUGCUGCCGGCGCCUCCUCCGCGGGCGUGAAGGCGGCGCUCCCACUCUCUCCCCGGACUCCGCGGGAAUGCCGGAGGAGCAUUCUGGAUUCCCUUUGAAAGGCGUCUGUACAUUCAAAUCGACUACACUUCACCACUGGUCGUACGUAGACUUGAGGGUUUAGGACUUGGACAAUAGCUGAGUUGAGAAGACCUCAAGGAUAUUUAAAGAAAUUUUACUACUACUGAAAAUAUAUUGAAGAAUCGCUGCAAAAUUUUUCCACUCUAUCCCCUUUCCCCCACCCCCGUUUUACCACAGCGAGAAUCAAUUUGGAGGGAGAUGUGUAAACUAGAAUUUGAAAAGAAAUAGUAAGACUUCAGGUGAUUUCUACCCAGGGAUAGCCUACAUAAUUGAGACAGAGGAGUUCCUGCUAUUUUUCUGUUCCAGAGUGAAAUGUAUCAAAUCUUUUUUAGAAUUCCACUGGAGUUUUGAUUCUCAAAGUGGAAAUACCCAUCCUUUUGGGUCCAGGAAAAGAAAACUGGGCUCACAGUUUCAGAAAUUUGAAAUUUUUUUUUCCCACUCUGUCUAUUUGAAACGUCUCACAAUUAAAGAGCAAGAAAAAUAUAAAAAAGGAACUCAACUAGUUACCAUUCAAAAGGUGUCAGCUAAAAUCUCACAGCAGAGAGGGAGAAAAAAAGGUUGAACAUCUUGCCACUGGCUGCAUCCCCCACCCCCCUUAGACUUUGGAUUAGUCAUUGUAUGAGAGAGAGGGAAAAAAAAAUCAUUUUUUUUUUUUUUGGAAAAGUAAAGUAAACAGCCUCCAACUGCUGAACCUUGACAACCCAAAUUAAGGAAGCAGGAGAGAUCAAACAGAACUGCUGCUGGGUGGUUGUCAGGAGCUGCUACACGGAGAACCCUGGACUAUUCGAUCAAGCAGCAAGGCUGUAUGUUCACUUAUGCAGAAAUGGACCAUUGCAAAUGCUAAUCUUUGUUGUGCAAGCGAAGGCUCACUUGGAAGGAAAUACUCAGCCCCUCUCUGGGCAGCAUUUGAGUUCCUUAUGGAUGCCGAGUCGCUAAACAAGUUAUUUUUUUUUUUAAUGCAUCCGUCUUUAUGAGGAGAAUGCCACCCAAAAAUGUAUUAAAGGAAUAUUAAGUCGUCCAGAGGCUGUCUUGCUACCAAGAACUGUGCAGUGGAAUUCUUUUUACCAACAUUAGACUCCUACACUAGAGUUAGAUAACGUUUUCUCACAUUGAGUUUAGAAGAUCUGCCUUGUCAGGAAAGCCAAGGUUUUGUAUGUGAAGGUUUAAAUCUGAUGUAAAGCUCAAAAAAAAAAAAAAAAAAAAAAAAAAAUCCCUGGUGAUGAAGUUUUGUGUCAGCCCACUCUUGGAAUUUAAAAAGGCGAGAGAGAGCACUCUCCAGAUUAGACAUAACCUCUUUUUUUAGAUUGACAUUCAACAUGACCACGUUGCUACUUUUAUUCAAGUUCUCUGUAACUUGUCCUUGCUUGUUGUCUAGGAAAAUUUAACUGCUUUACAUUUUUAAAGGGAGUAGUAACAGCAAUUACUGUAGCAUUUUGUUUUCACAGGUUUAUCAAAGUAUAAUGAAAGAAACAUCAACUAUUCAAAUUAACUGUCUCAAAGAAGGGGUUUAUAUUGCUGGAGAUGUCUGUAAGAUGUUGUGUUUAUGUUUAAAUCCUGGAGUAUAAACUGUAACACUCUUUUUUUUUUUUUCCCCUGGCUAAACUAUCCGCAAAUUAAAUGUCAUUUUAAAUUAAGUAGAACAAAGUAGGAAGUAGGAUAAGUAAACACACACAGAAGAAUAAAAAUACUUGUUAUUUAA